AUGCCGAUUCUUAUCGCUACGGCCGGCCGACCCCCUUUGUAUCAUACGCCAGAGUGGAAUUGCGCGGUUGCACAUCGGUUAUUGGGACACGACUUGGCGACGUAUCUCAAAAUACCCGAGCCACUUUGGAGUAUGAGAAUUAGAGUUUGGGCAGUCUUGGUGUCUGAGGCCAUUCCUGUACAUUUUGGCAGACUCUAUGGCCGGAUCAUUAGGUAUGGAUGGCUGGAAAAAAGAAGGUCGGUUUACGCUAUUGUUAUGCCCAUGGUGUUAAGGACCAAUCUGGGGAUGAGAAGAACGAAAUUCAGGCCCGGAGGCGAUGUUAGUCCGCUUCGAUGGGAAGAUGAGAGCAUUGUACCAGAUAGAGACGGAGCACGAAAAGCUAGAAAAAUGUUUCGAGAAGUGAUCUUGGAAAUGGUUUGCGUGCUGCUCGCCGUGUCUGCACUAACCAACAAUAUACAGGAGGCCCAGGUCGCUUCAAUCCAGUAUUUCAAAGAAGAUUCGGCUUUCCCAAACAUCUGCGACUUUAGGCUAACCGACGAGUUCACUGAACCUCGAGCAACCUUUCCACCACAUUCACACGUCCAACGAGACGAAGGUACACGAAGAAUCACAAAGGAAACCUUCAUGCAAUUGGAUUACCUCGCCAUGUACCAAGUUUCGCAAAUCUAA
Messenger RNA from Marasmius oreades (fairy-ring Marasmius), 669 nucleotides. RefSeq lists its product as uncharacterized. The record is from RefSeq and is a predicted model, not a curated record. The transcript is spliced from 3 exons. Bases 1 to 669 code for a protein of 222 amino acids. Lineage: Eukaryota; Fungi; Basidiomycota; Agaricomycetes; Agaricales; Marasmiaceae.